Erinaceus europaeus (western European hedgehog) is the source of this 6777-nucleotide messenger RNA. RefSeq names its product SR-related CTD associated factor 11 (gene SCAF11). The transcript has 14 exons. Gene Ontology annotation, molecular function: RNA binding. Lineage: Eukaryota; Metazoa; Chordata; Mammalia; Eulipotyphla; Erinaceidae. The record is from RefSeq and is a predicted model, not a curated record. Bases 43 to 4407 code for a protein of 1454 amino acids. Gene Ontology annotation, biological process: spliceosomal complex assembly.
CUGUUAUAAUUCAUCCUGUAGGAAAUCCCGUUUCAAGGAGAAAUGAAGAAGAAAAAUGUCUAUACCUUAAAUAUGGGAUAUCAGGAGUCUGAAGAUAUGGAAGGCAAAGAAAACAAAGACAAUACUACUACCAGUGGCUUGUUGUAUAGUGAAGCUGACAGAUGCCCAAUAUGUCUUAAUUGCCUAUUAGAGAAAGAAGUUGGUUUUCCAGAAAGCUGUAAUCAUGCCUUUUGCAUGACCUGUAUUCUUAAGUGGGCAGAGACACUGGCUUCAUGUCCUAUUGACCGAAAACCUUUUCAGGCAGUGUUUAAGUUCAGUGCAUUGGAAGGUUGUGUUAAGGUUCAAGUAAAAAACCAGUUAAUAGAAACAACAAGCAAGGAAAAUGAAAAUGAUUUCAAGAAACAGCUUUCCUGUCAUGAAAAUUCAAAAUGGUGUACAAGGAAAAAGGUCUUACAAGAUCUGUGCACAAACUUUUAUGACUUGAAGUUGAUAAAUAGAAACUUUAAAUAUUGUGAAAUCGGAGGAAAGAAAGCUGCAGCAGUAAAGACAUACAAGCCUCAAAGAUCAAGUCAGUGUACAAGUCACUAUUUCAGAAAUUUUUUCUCCAAUGUGUAUUCUCCAAGUAGUCAUACUGGGGAAUCUUCUUUUACCUGCAGAACUUACUGUACAGACUAUAUAGAAGUUGAUGAAAUCAGUGCAUUGACUAGACAGAAGAGACAAGAACUGGAGUUGUCAUGGUUUCCUGAUACAUUACCUGGGAUUGGAAGAACUGACUUUGUAGCUUGGAAUAUUGAGACAGCAGUCCUUCCUCUCAUCUCUUCGGUGUUGCCAAGAACUAUUUUUCCAGCAAGCACCAGAUCACUAGAAAGUUUGGGUAUCUCUUACAAAGGAUAUGCAUUAGCACAUACUCAAGGAGGAGAAGAGAAGAAACAGACUUCUGGUACAUCAAACACCAGAGGGUCGAGACGAAAACCUGCAGCUACAACUCCUACUAGGAGAUCAACCCGUCACACAAGAGCUGAAACAGUUAAUCAGUCUCAGAGAUCCCCAGUAUCAAGUACUUCUGGUUGUGAUACCCCAGAUAACAAUAAUCCACCUGUAAGUGUUUCUUCUUCAGCUGAGUCAGAAAAGCAAACUAGACAAGCUCCAAAACGGAAGUCUAUAAGAAGAGGAAGAAAAGCACCUUUACUGAAAAAGAAACUUCGGAGUUCUAUGCCUUCCCCUGAAAAACCUUCCAGUGAUUCCAUAGAUGAGGAAACAGCAGAAUCUGACACACCACCAGUGUUAGAAAAAGAACACCAAGCAGAUCUUAAAAGGGGCAACCUUUCUCCUGUGCCGGUGAAUAUAGAAAAUGAAUCUGCUGAUGGCUUGGGAAGUUGUAGUGAAAAAGUAGAAGAAAAUGAGGAAAAUAUUGAGGACUGUGUUGAACAGAAAAGAGUGGGCUCUCCAUAUUCUGAGUCCUGUACCCAAGAUACGCCACUGGUGGUGGGAGAGAAGAAGGAAACUCAUGAUAUUGAGGAGGUAGUUACAGAGGCUGCUACUUUAUGUGUAGACAGUGACAACUUUAAAAGUAUAUCUAAAAAUGAAAGUGAUUCAUUUGAAAAUAAAGAUAAAAAUCCUGAACCUUUUGAAGCAGAGGUGAAAAGAGAUAGAAGUACAGAUGACCCUCCGAAUGACUCUCUUAUAUAUUCUGGGUCUGACACUGACCUACAUCAAUCUGUACCAAGUCUGAGUGAGUUGUCUGAGUAUUCAGAGUCAGUGAUUAGUGAAGAAAAAGCAGAACUCACUGAUCAGAAAGAUUCUGCAGUGAAAUCAGAACAUCUUGUAGAUAUUCCUGAAUUGGAAUCUCUAGAGAGUGAAAUUACACAACCCAUGGAGAAAAUAUCGGUCGAGAACUCAGAGGAUCAAUUGGAAGGACAUACAGAAAAUGAAGAUAUGGAAUCAGUUUCAAUGUGUGAUGCUUCAGGGAAUGAAAUUUCUGAUAGUACUCAAGACCCAGAAAACAAUUUAUUAAAAAAUAACGACAAACUAGAAAGUCCUUUAGAAGAGAAGACAGAGUCAUUGGUUGAACAUCCCACAUCUGCAGAAUUGACUAACACACACAUAGAACAAAUCCAGAAGCCUUUCAGUGAGGACAAUAAUGAAACAAUACCUAUGGAGUGUGAUUCAUUUUGCAGUGACCAGAAUGAAUCUGAAAUUGAGCCAUCUGCAAAUGCUGAUACCACACAAUUGAUUGUACAUUCGGUAGAAUUUGGUUCUCAAAAUAAUCCUCCAUGUUCUGAUUCCACAAAUGAAAAGGCUGAAAUUAAAGCUCAGCCAUCUGAAAGCUCACUAAAUACUGUAGAUAAAGCCAAAAAACCCCGUACUCGAAGGUCUAGAUUUCAUUCAUCUUCUACAACUUGGUCUCCUAAUAAAGACCCUGAAGAAGAAAAGAAGCAUUCUCAGUCUCCAUCUCCCAAAAGAGAAACUGGAAGAGAAAGCAGAAAGUCCCCGUCACCAUCUUCCAUGAAAGAGCCUGUGAAAGGAGAGAUACAGUCUCAUUCUCACUCCCCCAAAAGGGAGGUUGCAAGUGAAAAGAGGCGAUCUAGGUCUCAGUCUCCACAAAGAGAAAGCAUUGAGGAAAGCAAAGGAUCUGAAUCACUCUCCCCCAACACAGACACUAUUAAAGAGAACAAAAGGUGUCAGUUAAAAAGGAAAGAUUCUUCUCCAAGAGAAGGAUCCAGGUCCCAAAGCAAGGAGAGAGAAAGUGAUAGAGAUGGUCAGAGGAGGGAUUUAGGUAGAGAAAAGAGAACUGGAAUGUGGUCUAGGUCCAGAUCUCGUUCUAGAUCACCAUCAAGAUCUAGAACGAAAAGUAAGAGUUCCUCGUUUGGUAGAAAUGACAGAGACAGCUAUUCUAGAAUGAAAGAAAGAUGGCCAGAUGAUGGUUGGAGAUGUUCAAGAGAUGGUGAUUGGUACAGAAAGGAUGACUCAGACAGACAGAAUGAAAACGCAAGAAAAGAAAAAUACAACAUGAGUUCAGACGUUGAUGACCCAAAUUUUGUUGACAGACAUAGAAAUGAGUGUCCCAGUUGGGUAACAGAAAAACUCAGUUUUGGGCCAGACCCAAGGACCAGAAAUCCCGAAAAGUUCAAAAAUUCUCAUUGGGAAGAUAACAGAAACGAAAAUGCAGGGUAUUACUGGAAUAAAAACUUUGGUUCAGGUUGGAUGCCUCACCGGGGUAGAGGCCACCGCAGCCGAGGUCACCGUGGCAGGGGCAAUUACUGGGGUGGCUUUGCCUCUACAGAGCAGAAUGAAAGUUGCUGGCAAGACCGAAAGCCCCUCUCAGGGAAUUCCAAUAGUUCAGGGAAUGAGACUUUUAAGUCUGUGGAGCAGCAACCAAAUAAACAGAAAAGUGAACAGCAGUUCUCAUUUGACACACCAGCAGAUAGAUCAGGGUGGACAUCUGCAUCCAGUUGGGCUGUAAGAAAGACUCUGCCAGCAGAUGUACAGAACUAUUACUCGCGGCGAGGGAGGAAUUCUUCAGGUUCACAGUCUGGAUGGACGAGACAAGAAGAGGAAACAGCUGAACAGGAUUCUAACCAAAAAGACCAAACAAACCAGCAAGGUGAUGGUUCUCAGCUGCCUGUAAAUAUGAUGCCGCCACCAAUGAAUGUGAUGCAGCCACAGAUGAAUGUACAACACCAGCCUAUGAACAUUUUCCCAUAUCCCAUGGGCGUUCCCGCUCCAAUGAUGAACAUGCCACGCCACCCAUUUAACAUGCAUCCUCAGCUCCCCUUGCACCUGCACACAGGGCUGCCUCUCAUGCAGGUAGCUGCUCCUGCCAGUGUAUCUCAGGGACUGUUGCCACCGCCACCGCCCCCUCCCCCACCGUCCCAGCAAGCCAGCUACAUGGCUUCACAGCCAGACGGAAAGCAGCUGCAGGGUGUUCCUGGUACUUCUCAUGUAAGUAACAACAUGAGUACACCAGACUUGCCUGCUCCAGUAGCAGCCCCAGGAAAUACAGGAACAGUUCAGGGACCAAGUUCUGGUAAUACUUCAUCAUCAAGUCACAGCAAAGCCUCUAAUGCUGCUGUAAAAUUGGCAGAAAGCAAAGUAAGUGUUACAGUGGAAGCCAGCGCAGAUAGCUCGAAGACAGACAAGAAAUUGCAAAUUCAAGAGAAAGCAGCACAGGAGGUAAAAUUGGCCAUUAAGCCAUUUUACCAAAAUAAAGAUAUCACCAAGGACGAAUAUAAAGAGAUUGUAAGAAAAGCAGUAGAUAAAGUUUGUCAUAGUAAAAGUGGAGAAGUAAAUUCUACUAAAGUGGCAAAUCUGGUUAAAGCGUAUGUUGACAAAUACAAAUAUUCACGGAAGGGAAGCCAAAAGAAAACUCUGGAAGAGCCUUUAUCUACUGAAAAAAACAUAGGCUGAGACGGGGAGCACUAUACAGGACACUACCAAGAUAUCUGCGAAGUGCAAUUUCAACAUGAACCUUCAACUGAAAAUCAUACAUAUAACUGUGAUUGAAACUUGGUUUUGAUAAGAUUAUUUUUUUUAAUGUAGGAGAUGUUUUGUUCUAAAUAAAUAUAGUUCUGCACUGCAACUUCUAUAUCCUUUCCUCUCCCCUGAAAAUAAAAACCAAUUCAAGAAAAUAAAGGGAUAAGAAGAAUUGGCAUUUUUACUCUUAACCCCAUGAUAAGAUGGAUACUGGGAGUUGUACAGCUUUCUUAUUUGAACAGUGGAGUGCAUGAAUUAGAAACUUCUAAGUGCACUGGUUUUAGAAGACAUGUACAAUACAUAUAUUCUGUCAAGCUAAAAUAAAGUAUACUCUAUGAAUUUUCCCUCUAAUUAUAGAAGUUAAAUAAUGUAUUACCAUGAAAAAUAUUUCUAAUAACAGAGCCUACCCAUUGUGGGUUCCUAAUGUGUAUUUUUGAAGCACACUUCUGAAUAAAUUACUUAAAUAAGAGAUCAAAUUUAUCACUUGAGUAGAAUUCAGUGUUCAACACUUUGGGGCUCAUUAAACCUAUUGCUUCACCAAGUAAAGAUUAUGCUGCUUGUUUUUUGUUUUUUGUUGUCCUCUUAACACCUCACCUGUGAGAUGAAGCAGUUUGAUUUGCUAGAUGUUAGGUCAAUUUAGGAAAAAUAUGUUGACUUUUGUAGAAAUUAUGUUUCUAGUGUCUUCCAUUGAUCGGAGAUAAUCAGCUAUUUAUCACAGCUAUGGAGCUACUGUUAAACGGCACACCUUCCUUCUUUGCAGCUGUGUUGUUGCUCAUCUAAUUACUAAUAAGAUCCCUUUCACAUUGGAGACAUCUCCAGAUACUUUACAACAAAUAAAUAAAUAAAUACUAAUUUGCUGGCCAUGUGGUGGCCUUUUAACCAUGUGGCAAAUUUCUAGACAUUUAAAAAUCUGUUUUGGAACGAGAGAGGCAUUACAUGAUAAGAGUUAGAUUUUCAGGAUGAGAGGGUUUUUUUGUGUGUGUGUUUUUUUUUUUAGGACUAGAAUAUGUUCAAUUUUAUAAAAGGUAAGUUUAAAAUGUCAUGGCAUUACUAUUUUAAUUGGCAUCUUGAAAGCAAAAAGAGGGGGGGGGGAUAUCUACAUGGUGAAUUUCAUCCCAGUCACCAUUUUCAGUAGAUAACUAAGUAACUGGAAAAUUAUUCAUGUAAGAUGUUAAUGACUCAAGAAAUAGAUACAUGCUUCAGUGUUAACUAGUGCGAGCAAUACUCUGUAGGUUUGUGCUUUUCUGAAGUAAAGAUUGUCUGUUCCUAAGUCUUACGUGCAUAAUACUUUACUGGUGCUAGCUUUGAUAGGCAGAUAUAGCUUGAAGUGUUGACUCCAAUAAUAAUUGUGCUAGUUCAUAAUCUUCACUAGAUUAUGAGUGUAAUCCCAAAAAAUGUUAGGCAUAUUUUUAAGCAGUUUUUGAUCUUUAAUCAUCAUUUCUGGGCAUUUGUAAUAUGAUAUUCUACUGAUAAAUAUAUAUAUUUUUAAAGUUUGUGUUAGAUUAUGAUAGGGAGAGAAUUUGGAAGUAUAUUUCUUCUAAUAAAUAAGACAGUGUUUUAAAUAUAUCUAUUGCCUCAUUUAUUUCUGUUUCAAACUAUAGAAAUAAUUGAACUUCUACUCUGGAGUUACAGUUGGUUCACACUGGGAACAUCCGUAGCUAAUUGCUGUGCCUAAGCUAAGUCUCACGUCUUUGGCAGCAGUGCCAUACAUGAUUUCUGGUUGGGGUGCUGGUUAGACUGCACUGAAAAUAGCUUAAGCAGUAUGGUACUGGAUUGGAAUUCAAACUUCACAGUAUUUAAAAAGGAUUGUAUUAGAAAGUACAUGCUUUGUGUUGAAAAGUACACUAGCAUUUUCCAUUUUCUUUUUUUCAGAAAUUAUGUUGACAUAAAUAUGCACAGACACAAUCAAAACCAUUUUAUGGCUUACUGAUGUCUCAUAUAUGAAGGGUCUGUAUGACCUUUGAAACCGUGGUCCCUUUAAGCUCCUUGUCACAUUGACCGGUGUUAGGGGUUAUAGAGAGGACUGGAAUUUCGAGACUAAGAUGAAGUUACUUUAACAUUCCACUUUUUUUUUCUGUGAUUUUUGCCCCAAGAAUUGCUACAUUUUUGUUACCUUCUUUCAAGUGGCCCAGUGAAUGUUGCUGGAAUGUUCUGUGCACAGGCCGCAGCUUCAGAAGCACAGUGUUGCCCAUGGUCGCUGAGCCCGUGUUUGUUCUAUGAGGUUGGAGUGCUGUCUACUGAAACAAUAUUCAAAACAAGAUAUGUAGUAUGUAAUGUUUUCUAAUAAAUGCUUUUGAUAAACAA